AGCUUUUCAGACAUGGACUUGACCUCAAACAAUACCCACACCUUAGAUUCAGAUACUAAAACCCCACCACCAACCCAACCCACCAACACCAACACCCUAAAGUCACUAUCUUUAACCAACGGCACACACAACAACAACCACCACCGCCACCAGUCCACCACCAGGCUUCCUCCGCCGUCCAUGGCGGUUAUUUCCUACAAAGAAUGUCUCAAGAACCACGCCGCCAGCAUAGGUGGCCAUGCACUUGACGGUUGCGGCGAGUUCAUGCCUUCCUCCUCCACCAACCCCACCGACCCUCGCUCCCUCAAGUGCGCCGCCUGCGGCUGCCAUCGCAACUUCCACCGCCGUGACCCUCCAGAGCCUUCCAGCACCACCACCCCCACCUUUUUAAACUGCUUCUACUCCCCGUCCACCGGCACCACCACUGCACCACCACCGCCGCCGCCGCAACCUCUCCCUCAUCGCGGCAUGAGCCAAAGUACAAGCCCAAGCCAAAGCUCAAGCCCAAGCCAGAGCCCUAGCCCGAUGUCAAGCCCGUCUUCACCGCCACCACUGUCUCACGUGCCACCACCACCACCACCAUCAGCACCAGGUUCUUACCACUCCUCCGCACCGCACAUGCUCUUAGCCUUAGGCACCGCGUAUUCUGCAGUUCCUUCAGAUCACGAGCACCAACAGCUUCACCGAAACUCCUUCAACAACAGCAACAACUUCUCCCCUGUGGUUCUGAACGCCAACAGUGGCGGCAGUAAUAGUAAUAGCAGUAAGAACAAGAGGUACAGAACCAAGUUCAGCCAAGAACAGAAGGAGAAGAUGUACAGAUUCUCUGAGAAAUUGGGUUGGAGAAUGAACAACAAAGGUGAUGAUUCUCUUGUUCAGGAGUUUUGUAAUGACAUUGGUGUCCCUAGAGGUGUCUUCAAGGUUUGGAUGCACAAUAACAAGAACACUUUCAACAAGAAGAGAUCCUCUUCUUCCGAACCUCCUCUUCCUCCUCCUGCUGCUGGAAACAACCACAUCAAUGAUCAUGAUCAGAAAAUCAAUGCUACUGCUGCUGCUGAUGGUAGUAAUAAUAAUAAUAAGAAUGGAGAUAUCAAUAAUGUUGUUUCUCAUGUUCCUAUCAAUGCCUUGUCAUCUUAAUCUUCUUAUCUCUGCCGAGAAAAACUUAAUUAGCAUUUAUUAUCAUUUUUGUUUACUACUAGUACUACUCCUUCCCCUCUUUCUUUCUCUUUUCUCUUCUUAAUGUGGCUAAGUCUAUAGGAGAAUAUAAUCCACUUAAUUAUUAUUACUAUUAUGAUUAUGUCAUAAUGUUUAUUUUGCUGUUCAUAGUAGAUGAAUUUCUUGUGCUGCAUAGUGAUGGUAGAUAGGGUAAUUUAGAAACAUUAGUACAGUAGUGUAAUAAUGAAUUUCAUCUACUACUAGGAAGGUAGUACUCAUUUGCUUGAAGCAUGCACCUCCCAAAA
Molecule: messenger RNA, 1460 nt
Organism: Arachis stenosperma
Lineage: Eukaryota; Viridiplantae; Streptophyta; Magnoliopsida; Fabales; Fabaceae
Product: zinc-finger homeodomain protein 8-like
Exons: 1
Coding region: 13-1137 (374 amino acids)
Biological process (GO): regulation of DNA-templated transcription; regulation of developmental process
Cellular component (GO): nucleus
Molecular function (GO): DNA-binding transcription factor activity; transcription cis-regulatory region binding
Source: RefSeq, a predicted model, not a curated record